AUGUUUAAAAAAUAUGCAAAUAUUCGAAAUUUUUCUAAAUACAAAGAUAGAUUAAAUGAAGAAUCUUUGAUUACUAAAGCCUUUUAUUCUGCUUUAUUUUUUAGCAAUGAAAUGAUCGUUGAUGAUUUAAAGUUUUUGCUACGAGAAACGGAGAAAAAUAAAAAAAAAGAAGUACAACUUGAUUUAUCCUUGGCUGGUCUUUUAGCUUGA
Molecule: messenger RNA, 210 nt
Organism: Pneumocystis carinii B80
Lineage: Eukaryota; Fungi; Ascomycota; Pneumocystomycetes; Pneumocystales; Pneumocystaceae
Exons: 8
Coding region: 1-210 (69 amino acids)
Source: RefSeq, a predicted model, not a curated record